CCUACCAGCAGGUUGCGGGCAGACCCUGUGAACAGAGCCGGGCUUUGCAUUGCAGCGCCGGUUCGCAAGUGGAAGCAGGCAGCUGUAUUAGCAGAGCCGAGCCAUGCUUCCGCUCGGGAUCAGCUGACGAGUGAGGAAGUAGCAGCUGCAGCUGCUGAGCCCUUAAUAGAGGCAGAGAGAGGAGCGCUGAGUGACUGACCCCCCCCCCCAAAAGCAGAGCCCCCCCCCCCGACUGAACCCAAACCAGCUAGCUACAUUUCCCCCCCUCCCAAGAGGGUUGCAGCUGAGGGGGCAUAGCCCAGGCCGUGUGUAGUGUGCAGAGAUGGCAGGGGUCGUGGGAAAUGGAGCUCAAGUGUCCUUCAUUAGUCAAGAUUGCAAAGAAAUUCCAGAAUUUCUAGGAAGAAAAUACGGAGGUAUUGCAAAAAGGCUAGACCUCAGUUUCAACUUGUUAAGGUCACUAGAAGGACUAAAAACAUUCAGUUGCCUGGAAGAGUUGAUCUUGGACAACAAUCUCCUCGGAAAUGACCUUCGGUUACCCAGGUUACCUCACCUCCAUACCUUAACGCUCAACAAGAACCAAAUAACAGAUUUAGAAAGCCUGCUGGAUCACUUGGCUGAUGUGGUGCCCUCCUUGGAAUACCUCAGUUUACUAGGAAACAUGGCUUGCCCAAAUGAACUGGUCAGCAAGGACAAGGAUGAGGAUGACUACCAGAGGUACAGGUAUUUUGUUCUGCACAAAUUGACCAACCUGAAAUUUCUUGAUACUCGGAAAGUAACCAAAUGGGAGCGUGAGGAAGCCUUGUUACGAGGUGCCUUCAUGAAAGUGGUAAAGCCCAUGGAUGCUAAGGCCUCCUCCAGUGAUGCUGCCUCAGUCUCCCCCGAGACACACUAUACGCCGCUGCCUUCAGGAUCCAGGGAUCUCACCAAUCACAGAGGUGUUCUGGGAAAAUGUCGCUACAUUUACUAUGGGAAACAUUCCGAAGGCAACAGAUUCAUUCGAGAUGACCAGCUAUAAAACAGCACCGUUCCAUGCCUCUUUACACAAUCCACAAAACAUGCACACAGAAAGCACAAAUUGCAUCUACGUUUUCUGCAUGUAACUAAAGUCCUCCAGUACCUUCUGCUGACUUUGCCAAGCCUGUCAAGAUCAUCUUUCUGUCUUAGUCUGAGUAGUCACAUAGAGAUUGACAUGAUUGCCUUUAAGCAGGUCCCAUCCACCAGUGUGACAGACAGCUGCAGCCAAGCACCAGGCCUGACAGGAUGAACACCAUGAUGGAUUGCCUGGUCCAAUUGCUGCACACAGAAGAGCAAAGGUCACACCUGGGGCUUCAGUGAGCAUGCUCAGUUGGUUUUAGCAAGAGCAAUGCUUUUAUCUAAAGUUUGCCUGUUGAGUGAGAGAGGCUUGCAGUAUCAAUAUGCUCAUAAAAUCAGUGGCUAUAACUGAAGAUUUAAAAAGCCUUUAUCUGUCCUUAUUCUCCCCCCUGCCCCCCAAGAAUUAGGUACUUAAGUUUAACACACACAAACCUUUUCAGACAGUGUUUAUCACAAGUCAAAGUUCAUAGUUUGCUUUGCUCUUUCUUUAAAGGGAGGGAGAUAUGUUGUCAGCAAUGUUAUAUGAAAACACUUUAGAAAUGCACAGCACUGAAUCUGCAUCUUUUAUUUAAGAAAAAGGGUCUAAGCAAUUUUGCAGAUACAACUGAACCAAAGCAUCCUAUUUUUUACAUCUUAACAUUCAGAAGGGGGGGCAUUUUUAACAUUGCAGAAUAUGUGACACAGAGGGCACACUGUUUAACUGUAUAUGCUUGAUUAUGGUAGUGACAGUUAUAUUUAUGCUUGGUUUAUUUGACAAGAUUUUUUUAACAUGUGCAGAGAUUAGAUUUAGAAUUAAACGUUUUGAAAGGGGAAAGCAAAAAACACAACAAAACCCUACUGAGCUUAGAUGAUAUUUAGAGGAAAAUAAGGUACGAUUGUUUGUUUCAUAUCACUAACAUUAUUGUUGGAAUCUACAUAAUUUACAUCUCGCUAAUAUGUCUUAGUCGCCUCCCUAUUGUGGUCAUUAUUAAUCCCCUAUUAAUAUACAUGCAAAUUAUGUAAACAUGGCUUCUUGUCAACUUUUCAGUAACAAAAUGAAAAUCCUUAGCAUUUUACAAGUCUUUUUAGCAAAUGGGGUGAACAUGUUUGGAGCAAUGACUCAUUGCCUUUGUUACUGUGCUUCACGUUCCCAAGAGUUAAUACAUUGAUGUCAUGGGAUUGACGAAGAGUAUGCAGAGCCUUUCACCUCUAGGCUGCAAUUUCAAAACCAGCCCAUGAUGGUAUUGUCUGAGAGCUGUUACCAUCUGUUGGCUAUUCAUUGGCUUGUAUGAAAUGAGUUGUUGGUCUGUGUUCACUUUCCUAGCAGAUAGGUGACUCUCACAAAACUAAAUACUUACAAGUGGCCCAUAUUUUGGCAAUCUUCAGCAGAUGCUGUCUAUGGAAUGGGACUGGAGACAGAUGUCUUUCUCUGCCAGAGAUAGUCCCUCCAGAAAAUGACGAGGCACCUUGGCAGAGGAAUGAAGGGAAGCUGGCACUGCUACUGUCCAUGUUAUUUGCCUCUCUUGAUGAACGGAAGACUUGACUCACCAUGGCUGUCAAUAUGAAACUGCUAACCAGUGUUACAUUACUUUUACAUUUGAAAAGAAAUUUAAAAUAUACAGGGCCCAGAUCCUUAGCUGCUUAGCUUGUGGCAUAGCUUCAUUGACUUUAAUGGAGCUACACAGUUUCCAUCAGCUGUGGAUCUGGCCCCAUAUGUUUUAAAUUCAGAUCUGUCUGUGAGUUGGCUGCUGUACAAAUUGCUGGGAAGUGAGUUGUGGCUAUGGUAGCAACUUUGCUGAUGUCUCUGAUUUGGCUAUUACGGAUAGGAAACCAAAUUCUGAUUAAAAGGAUUCUGAGAUGCAGGAGUUUUGGAGAAUCAGGAGGUUUGCUUCUCUUGUGACAUAAAUAAUUAUUAGAUUUCUAACUCAGUUACCAAAAUAACAGCAAGUUGCCAUCCUAGCUCAUUUGUAUCAUAAUAUCUGUUCUAAAUCAUCAACUCAUGUUUUGACCAUAGCAUAUUACAGGCAGCAGGGUGCUAAACAGAGGUGUCUAGAGUAACCUAAUGUCACAUUCAGUCUGGUUGCAUAUAUGUUCCUGUCUCUAUAAAAGGCUUUAACCCUGCCUCAAACAAUAAAAAACACUUGCAAACUGA
This is a messenger RNA of Chrysemys picta bellii (western painted turtle), 3223 nucleotides long. RefSeq names its product leucine rich melanocyte differentiation associated (gene LRMDA). Gene Ontology annotation, molecular function: protein binding. The record is from RefSeq and is a predicted model, not a curated record. Gene Ontology annotation, biological process: melanocyte differentiation. Lineage: Eukaryota; Metazoa; Chordata; Testudines; Emydidae.